Messenger RNA from Dinoponera quadriceps, 5214 nucleotides. RefSeq lists its product as uncharacterized. The transcript has 2 exons. The record is from RefSeq and is a predicted model, not a curated record. NCBI's taxonomy places the organism in Eukaryota, Metazoa, Arthropoda, Insecta, Hymenoptera, Formicidae. Bases 630 to 989 code for a protein of 119 amino acids.
AUAUAUAUAUAUAUAUAUAUAUAUAUAUAAGAAAGGAUACGGCGAUAACGGGAGAUGUUGCGCAUGUAUUUGCCGACGAUAUUUGGAGCGAUGUCCGGGAAGACGAAGCUCCGGGUUACGUCGUUAACGAGCGUGAAGACUCCGGACACCGUGACAGAACAGUCAUUCGAGAAGAUGACUCUUUCUUGUGGUGAAACAGUUUCGUACCGAGCCUCGUCGGACGAAGAGUUCUUGAAAUUUACUCACUCAGUGUUGCGCAACUGGACGAUUACAUCCGUCCCCUCGUAUAUAUUUGUACAUCCAAGACGAGCAGGUAAACGAUUUAAAAUUUAUUUACAUUCCGUGUUAUUAUCUCUUCUUCCAUCUUUAUAACGUGUACAAUUUACUUUAACACGAUAGUAAUAAUACAAUUAAUCGUACUAUUAAAUUUUAUGUGUACAAAAAACAUGUACUUUUCUUUUUACAUAUAUAUUUCGUCACUUUUAACUCUUUAUUCGCAAGGAACAUUGCUUCUCGGACAUCACGCAAAUGACGUUCAAAUCUCUGAUUAAUCUUGCAAAUUUUGGGAAACCUUCUUACACACCUAUCGAACGAUAUCACAAUGAUGGAGGUGGCUAUCAUCAUCAUGGAUGGCGGGGGUACACGAUUCACAUUGCUAUCGGAAUCUCGCGAAGCAAGUUUCUUGUUUUCGUAAGUUAUUUGUCUUGUUGAAUUUUAGGAGUUCCUCCAAGGGGAAGGGUGGAAAUGGCGCAGCGCUGAGCGCAUUGACAUUGCUCGCCUUCUUGUUUCUUAUAAACGUCAUGCAGCAAUCUCUGCAAGACAACAAUUCGACGACUACCCCGACGACUACCGCGAUACUGCUGCGAGAUACCGAGUUACCAAUAAUUUUGGACAAUGGGGAGAGCAAAGACGUCAAGACGAAGGAUGAGUUCUCACGUGUGACAAGCACGUAUGGCUCGAGAACAACUACAAAGGAUCACAUGCGAUAAUUAAUCACUUGACAGCAUUACAACGGCUUGUUUUCUUUUCAAUUUCACUUUUCUACUUGAAACAAUAUUUGAACGGUAAUAUUACAUGUUAUUCAUAUAAUUAAUAUACGCUGUCAAAUGAUCGGCAUUAAAAUUUGAAAUAACUUAGACAAUCCAGAACACACAUAAACAGUUUAUUUUACUUUAUUUUCCUUUCUUCCUUUGAACAUGAGGUCAUAAAACGUAUUCAUCGUCAACGUCGUCGUCGCGGUCAUUUAAACGCGGUAUUUAUUUAGCACUCGAAAAUGUACUCCCGUCUCUAUAAUCUUAUUUACAUAACAUUAGAAACAUUUAAAUUUUUGCUUCAUUUUGCCAUUGUCUCAUGUUGCAUGAAAAAUAAUUACGAACGACCAUGUAUUGCUAAGGGAAUGAGGCGUUCUCUCCGACACGUCCGAGGAAGCUCGGAAUUCCUUGUCAAACAGAUUUCCCCGAACGUAUCCGGCAGUUUAAACGCAUGUACCGAAGCAAUGGCGGAUGAUCUGCAUCAUAACCGCGGCUGAACUCGGUACUUUCGAGUUCUGAUGUAAGCACUCGCGAUAAAUUGCAGAUUACUUUGCGACUUUGUUCGUGCAAACAUAAACUCGCGCGAAAUUAAAUCCAGCCAAUUCUCACUACAGUUAAAACACGGUCAGAUCAAGUUCAAAUCCCACUUUUCGAUCUGACAGUCUUGCAGUACCAUCCAUGACAGUACCUUAUCUUGAAAUGCUCUUAUAUAAUGUUUUGUUAUGUUACGUAAUAUUAUGGAAUGUGUUAUGAUACAAAGAAUACACGAUUUAUAUAUAUUGAAGUUUUUCUCUGCUAUUUCACUCGCUAUAUCUUUAAUUUGUAUCAAGUAUCACAAUAUUUUCAGUAAGAGAAGUUGUACAAAUUCUUCAUCCGCGCAAACAUAUUCAAUAAGUCUAUCUCAGAUGAGAAAGAUGAAUUUCGAGCUUCUAUUGACUGUCUGCUCAUUUUUAUAUUCUCAUUUGACAACAGGAGCAUCGUCGCGGUCCUACGACUAUAGCUUGACUCGACCGACAGUAUGUGAAAGCAUUUGAUUUAGUGGAAACAAUAUUUGACCGUGAUCUGGGACUUGAAUCAUUCGUAACUAUUCGCAACUCGCAAGGGAUAUCCAAACAAUAGGAUAUCGUAAGUUACGAAUGAUUCGAUCGCAACUUGACCGAAUCGUAAGGAAAUUUGGCGAGAAAGCAGGCCACCCGCCGUUAUUCCGGUCUCUCGCGCUCGCCUAGAAAAGAUUAGAAAAAGUAUCACGGGUCUAAUAUUGUAAGUCUUGAAAUUGUUCAAAGAUAGCCACGGCUCUCCUUCUCGAUUAGUUUCGGUUAGAAACUAAGAAGAAAGGAUCGAAUUGUCCUAUUCUCGCGAGAGAUCCUUUUUCUCCAUUUCUUUGCUCCUUCGUUCUCUUUUUGUUUCUUUUCACGACAGGUCAUCGGCAAGAUUAUAUUUUGAUGGGAGUCUUACGAACGGCCCUGAAUCUCCCAAGAAUUGUCUCCUAAGCGAAAAAAGUUUCUUUCGAAGGCGAGCGGCGCGAAAGUCGAGCGAAUUUCUACGCGUGUGCUAGUCGGCGCCUCUUGUAAAAAAGUAAAUUUUAGCGAUGUGACCUAGUCGACACUUGGCGCAAAUUAUGUGAAAGAUAAACGAAUUGUUCACUAGAGUGCGACGAUUUGCACGCGCGAAAAUACGUCGGCCUCUCGUGAUUCGCUCUCGAUCGCGAAUUUUAUUCGUUUUGUAAUACACGCAGCCGAUUGAUCGCUGCGCUGGACGCCGCAGGGAUCGACAUGAUUUCAUCCAGUUGACACAAUUUCCUGUACCGAAAAUUGGAUUUAUGACAAUUGUAUUGAUUCCGAUCCCCGUUUCAAUUAUAUGUAUAGGUAUAUGUUUUCAUCAUGUGUGUAUAUAUAUGUACACACCCACACACCCACGCACAUGCACGCACACACACACACAUACACACAUAUAUAAUGUACUCGGAAAAUUCGUUUAGCUAAACAUCAAAAUCUAAAAGAAAGGAAAUUAUCUUGCACGUUUAGCUACAGGCAAAUUGCACUGAUGUAUUAAAUCGCGAGAUCGUUCACUAUAUGAAAAACUGGCACGUCUCUCUUCUCGUCGAAAGUAGAAGAAGGGAAAAGAGAUGAGCACGUUCGAUUGAUUCGCGGAUAGUUAUUUCACUUACUGGUCUAUUAAUCAAUUAAUUACUUAACUACUUAAUGUCCGGGCGGGAUAUAAGAGUGGAAGCAGAAUAAGGGCACAAUUCAUUCAACAGACUCAAUUCCAACACGCGAUUAACCGAGGGGACUUCCCUGUCACGUAGAGCGGGUAUCACGACCGGCGAGAUCGACGAUGAAAUGAUUUUGUGUAUUUCAAAUUUUGCAAGAAUUCUUCUCGAUCAUAAAAUGAUGAGGUUCUCUGACGAUCACGUUAAGCAAAAUGCUUUGGUCAAUCAAAGUUGGAUCAGCCGGAAAUACGUCUGAAAUAAAGAUAGGAGGGAAACGAGCCCUCUUUCAUACGUAGAAUAAAAUCGAUCGUAACCUUCAGGAAUGGAUUAUCCAGUUGAUUAAUGAUAAUUACUACGUACCAACUGUGCGUUUCCUCUGAUCGCUCAACGCAACGGAGAAGUGACAAAGUAACUUUGUGUCACUACAAAUCACUAUUUUCAUCUUAUAAUAUUUUGUGAACACAAUACAGUUUCUUUUUUUCAUAUUGCAGCAUAGAAAACACGGCUAGAAGAAUCGUCAUAUCGUGAGAGGGAAAGAGAACGCAAUGUUUGAGCAGAAACGACCAAGUAUCAAAAUAAUCGAUUGUUUCGCGUACAAAGCCGGUGGUUAGGAAAAAGAAGAAACAUUCCGAUCACGCGGACAAAACUGCAAUUUUACUCACAAAUGGCUUGACCCUUUUCAAAAUUCAUUCUCAACACGGUUCGUAGACUUCGAGCGCUGAGUAAAAUUCGCGUUUCUCAAUUAGACGAUCCAACCGGUCAUUAAGCGUGACGAUUGGUGCAAACGAUUUCUAUCGGUGAGUCCCGAUUAAUUCGUCAUUAAUUAACUUGACUUAGACAGUUAUUGGAUAAUAUGUGCGCAUUCGAUGAGUCCACACAGAAAAAAGCAAAUUAUAUUUUUCUUUAAAUUUGCCCGUAUCGUCGAGAUGAUCCUUCGUAAAUAAGAAUUCAGUGAUCUGAAUAAACGUCAAUACGCAUAAACUUUAGAAUAACCUCGCGGCGUUAUUUGAUCGAUCGCGAGGAGAAAUGGGUCAAACCGCCGUUAUUGCGCAAUUUUCUAAGCGAGAAACCCCUCCGAGACACUCGAUUAUUUUUGGUACGUUUUAGGAGGUAGAUAAUAUAGAAUUCUCUCAAUCUCGUACACACGAGAGCUCGAUCUACGCGUGCCGUAUCAUUUGCAUCUUGACGGCUCCCUGAAAUUCGACGGCGGGAAUAAACGAUGGAAAAUCGCUCGAUUGCUUCCAAAAGAGAGAGAGAGAGAGAGAGAGAAAAAGAAUCAGUGAAUUCACGAGAAUGAUGGCCCGCCGGAGAAGUGAAGACAAGAGGGCGUUCUACAGUCGGAGAGAUUCGUGCGCGAAGGUAAAUCAAUUCGACCGAUCGCACGUGGGGCUCCGAUCGGAGCUAUCGUGAUCAGAGCUGAAAAAAUCCAAGAGUAAAACUGGCUCUAUUUAAACCUAUAAACAUUAUUAUAAACCAAAUACGUAAUUAUAUGUAUGUACAUGCAUAUAUAUUAUUUUUAAAUAUCGAUCGCGCAAUCAUAAUUAUAUAAACGCAUCAAGGAUGGUUUAAUCUUCAGUUUCUCUCUCUCUCUCUCUCUCUCUCUCACACAGGAUUCUUUGCGUCGUAAUACAUUAUGUCGAGUAAUUAUGAUUAUCAUAUGAAUUAGUCGCAUGAUAGGAAAAUAUCGUGCGACAACAUUGUGUGUCGUACACAAAUGUUACGAUUACCCCGACCGAUCCUGACUAUAAUGACUUGGAGAGAACUUUAUAUAGCGAACGCAUAACUCCUUAUUAUUCUAACGAAUCUAGCUGAUUAAAGCCUAUCGCGCGCGCGGAUAGUUUACACGCGGUGUUUGCCGGCAAACUAAUGCGUCUGGUCCAAGGAAUGUGUACAAUAUCGGCGGGACCAGUCGGUUGACCCUCGGAUACUUUGUCGUACAUUAUCGCGCGUUUAUAUUAAUACAAUAUCGUACAA